AUGGCUGUCGUUGUCAAUGCCAUCUCUGGUAUCGAACCCCUGCUUGCGGAGCUCGCGACGUCUUCGCAUAUCUUCCUGCAGCCGCCAUCCUCCCUCCAUCUCGACACGUUAGCCUCUGUCAAGAAUAUCCUUGAUCCCUUGGCCUCAAAUGUUGCAGACGCGCAAAGAUCAAGGCGGGAUGAAAACAGGAAGAAAAGGAAACGGAGUGAUGUUGAGCGUGAAGAGGAUGUUCUACAACUCCGUCAGGUAUACACAAGUGGGCUGGGAGUGAAACAGGUGUGGGAACAGGCGAGAAGAGUCCUCGACGCUGCAUGCUCCGAGAUCGAGAGGGAUCUCGGAGCUCAGCACAGUGGAGCGCAGACAAACGUGGAAGAUACAAGUGGCCUGAACGGCCAACUGACGGUGGACAACGAGGAUGACUCUCUCGACGACGAACAUGACGAAGAGGAUCUUUCAGACAACGAGCUCUUUGACGAGGGUGACCUCCAAGGUGAAUACGACGGCUUUGAAGAUGAGAUCGAAGACAUUGCAGAGGAAGACAUUGGAGGGGAAGAUUCCGAGGCCCUGGAUUCUGCUUCGGGCUCUGAAACACAGGAUCCAGCAACCUACGUUCAAGACCCCAACAAUCUGAACGAUGGCUUCUUUUCCAUUGAUGACUUCAACCGACAGACACAAUUCCUUGAGCAGUUGGACGCCUUGGGAGAGGAUGAUAACCCGAGCGAUGAAGAUGAAAUUGAUUGGGAUGCCGACCCUUCAUCGAUACCCUAUCGCAAAUCUAAUAAUGACCACGACGAGAUGUCCGACCCAGAUGGUGCGUCUGACGAAGAGGACGGUCCCACAUUCGGUAAUGCCGAUCUGAACGCCGACGACAGUGACGAAGAUAUGUCUGACGACGAGGCCAACAAUGUUGGGAAUGCUCUCCCCGGGUUGGAAAACACCAAUGAAAUUCGAUACGCCGACUUUUUCGCACCUCCACCCAAAAAGCUGUCUAAGACCAAACGCAUGCGAGCUCUGCCCAAGACACAGCCUCCGCCUCAACGCCGACCGGAGGACGAUAAGGACAUUGAGGAGGCCAUGCAACGAGCAAUUUCUGAUGCGCGGCGCGACCUGCUUGAAUCCGAUGAAGAACUUUCCGAUCUCGAAUCCGGGUCCGAUGUAGACGUUACGAGGCCAUCAAUGAAGAACAUGUCGACACAUGAAAAACAACGUGCUGCUAUUGCAGCUGAAAUCCGUCGCCUCGAAGCUGCAAACGUAGCGAAACGUGAUUGGACCUUGUCAGGAGAGGCACGAGCCGCGGACCGGCCGCUCAACUCGCUGAUUGAAGAAGAUCUUGAGUUUGAACGACUUGGCAAGCCUGUGCCGGUGAUUACAACCGAGGUUUCCGAAGAAAUCGAACAACUUAUUAAACGACGCAUCCUUGCUAGAGAGUUUGACGAAGUUGUCCGCCGGCGGCCGGAUGCCAUUGGCACCGCGAACGAAACCCGCCGUGGACGUAUUGAAGUGGACGACACGAAGCCACAAUCCGGCCUUGCAGAGGUCUAUGAACAGGAACAUCUGCGCUCCACAGAUCCCGGAUACGUCGACAAACGAUCAGCCGCCACCAAGAAACAACACGAAGAAAUCUCGAGGCUCUGGAAAGAGGUCUCGAGUCAACUGGACUUGUUGAGCAAUCUGCAUUUCAAGCCGAAGCGCGUCGAGGCCGAGAUCAAGACUGUCCAAGACAAGCCCACUAUCAGCAUGGAAGACGCCCGGCCCGUCGGCCUAGGUGCCAAUGCCGAGGAGAGCAUGCUCGCUCCUCAGGAGGUGUAUCGCCCGGGCGAGGAGAGGGCUGACCGUGAUCUGGUGGUGCGCAAGAGUGGAGUGAGCGUCAAUAAAGACGAGAUGACCAGGGAAGAGAAGCUACGGCGCCGGAGGAGGGAGAAGGAGCGGAUGAAGAAAGCCCAAGACCAAAGCAAGACUCUGGCCACAGGCUCGACUGCGUCGGGGCCGGGCCCCUCUCGCAAAAAGAAGUCGGACCAGGAGAAAGCUGAUAUCCUCACCGAGCUGCGCAAGGGCAAUGUCAAGGUCAUCGACAAGAAAGGAGAGCUACAGGACCUCGGAGGCAAGAAGAGUAAGAGGGCCGAUCGUGCCGCUGCCGUGGAAUCCAGUGCCGGCGCAUUGAAGCUAUAG
This is a messenger RNA of Capronia epimyces CBS 606.96, 2169 nucleotides long. RefSeq lists its product as uncharacterized. Gene Ontology annotation, biological process: rRNA processing. The coding region runs from base 1 to 2169 and encodes 722 amino acids. Gene Ontology annotation, cellular component: small-subunit processome; sno(s)RNA-containing ribonucleoprotein complex; nucleus. The record is from RefSeq and is a predicted model, not a curated record. The transcript has a single exon. NCBI's taxonomy places the organism in Eukaryota, Fungi, Ascomycota, Eurotiomycetes, Chaetothyriales, Herpotrichiellaceae.